CUUGGAUCCAUUGGUGUCUGGAGAACACGCUUACACUGUGAAAUUUGUUCAAUUUUUCAUGACUAAGAGGUAGCAGGCGUUUUAAUUAGACUCUUCAUAUGAUUCAUGAUCAACAAAAAACUUAAGAACAAUGGAGGUGGUAGCACCAAAUAUGAACAUACCUGCGUUAUGUCAGUUUAAACCAUCAAGCGUGGAAGAAAACAAAAUAGGAGUAUGGGCCAAACAUCAAAUCAAGGCAGAGACGCAGUUUGGCCCUUAUGAGGGUGAAAAGAAGAAAGUUAGUGAUACAUGUGAUCCUUAUUACUCAUGGGAGAUUAAAGGCCCUAAAGGAAGGAGGUUGUUCUGUAUUGAUGCAUCUGAUCCCAAGAAAUCUAAUUGGAUGAGGUAUAUCAAAUGUGCACGCUAUUAUGAAGAACAAAAUAUUGUGGCAGUCCAACAUGAGAAACAAAUCUACUACAAAACUAUAAAGGAUAUAAAUGCCAAUGAAGAACUAUUGGGUUGGUACAGUGCACCGUUUGAUUCAAUGGGCGAUGGAAGUACCAUGUGUACUACUGAGGCUUCAACAUCUAAGAAGAGGUUUACAUGUGAAAAAGGGGAAGGUACUGAGAGCAGUGAACUAGCAGACCAGGAGGAUGUGAAAGGUCCAAAAAUUAAACCUGUUUUAGGAAAAAAAUCAAAGACAUUCAGUGACCCCAAAGCUGCUUGCAAAUCAGAUGAGCAGCAUACGUCUCAGAAAACUGCUAAAUGGAGUAACAAAGAUGAAAAAAGCUCUAAUAAAAGAAAACGAAAAGGUGCUGAUUCUGAGGAUGCAAAAGUUAUGAAGAAAAUUAAAAAACUCAAAACAAAUGUGGGAAAAGGUGCAAAAGCUAAGGAUAAGAAAGUCCUUGGAAAGGGCAAACAAAUCUUAAUAUCCAUUGGUGCCAAAAAGAAAAAAAUGCAAGACAAGAAAUCUGUGAAGUAUAGUCUGAAGAAGAUUGGAAAAAUUACUUCUAUUAAAGAAAAAGUUGCAAAACAUGCAUCAAAGAUGAAAUCAGUCAAAGCUGUUGAGGGUGUAAAACUUUCUGUUGGCAAAAAGACUGCCAAAUCGAAAUUGACAAAACAAACAGGUGCUGCUGGGCAUGAAAAAGCCAUGGCAAAAUUAGGAAAACAGGUUGUGCAGUUAAAAAUACCCAAACUGUCAACUGGCACAGAUCUUGAGAAGAAAGGUACUUCGAAAAAGCAACUUGGGAAAGCAAAGAUAUCAUCUACUGCUGGAAGUUCUGGUAAAGCAGCAAAACACAAAAAGAUAGCCGAGGGCGACAAAAAAAGUGGAAAAAUUAAAAAACAAAUUGCAAAGAAGAAAACAGAAUCGAGUACUGGACACCCUGGUAAAAUAGCCAAACAAUCUGCAAAGAUUAAAACAGUGAAACAAGCCACGGACUCAUCUGCUAAGAAAACUGCAAAAUUGAAAAAACUAAAACCUGCAAAUGUUGGGAAAUUCAAAUCUCAAACUGCUAAGGUUGAAGUAAAGAAACCUGGCCGGAAGAUGGGAAAAGGCAGUGCAGUUAGAAAACUAGUUAAUAUAAACAGAAAGAAAAUGUUUCUUCCAACUCUAAAAAGUAAAACCAAAGGAAUUGGAAGAAGAACAAGAAGUAACGCAUCUUCAUUUGCUGGUAAGCAAUUGACUGUUAGAAAGAGGAAGAUUCCCUCACACAAAAAGAAAGAUUCAGCUAGUGCAAAAUUAGCAAAGAAAUCUGUAGAUACAACAGAUGAGACCAAUGAAACACCAUUAAGUUCCUGUAGUGGUGAUGAAGGGGUAACCUCUGCAGUUAUGGAUGACACAUAUAGGAAAGAAAAUGAAGGAAUGCAGACUGAGAAAGACAUGGAGGACUAUCCGUAUGAUCAUCGUGAAGUUGCAGAGAAAAUUACAGAUAUUAUAGCAGAGGAAAUGCCAUAUGCGGAGGAGGAAGAUAGUAUAAACAGCAAUGACAAAUUAAGUAAUAACAAAGAAAAUGAUACAGACAGUGUAGGGAGUGAUAUAAUUGAAGGUGUACAGGAUGUCCCACUGAAUAUGGAUAUUAACAAUGCUAAGGAGAACAACAGUGUAAGCGAUGUGGAUGAUAUUCCAGAUGAUAUUGUAACCAGUACAGGUGAAGAUAGUAUGAAUGACAACAUGAAGCAAUGCAGUGAAGUCUUGAAAGAUAUUAUUCUAGACAUUCAAAAUUCAGAGAAAAACUUAGCAGUGGACAGUAAUGAACAAAACUUAAUACAUGGCGAUGCCAAUGAGACUGUCUGUAUCAGUGUGUUGAAGGAAAAUAAAACUGAAGGAAUGACGUUAGAAGUGGAUGAUGUCCAUGUGGAGGAACCUCGUGAGGAAUUAGCUAUGGAUGAUUUGCCUGAACUGGACAAAAAUGUUGAAAUUGGAGGACUUUAUGAAGAUUGUGAUGAUGAUUACAGAAUGCCUAUACUGGAGAGAGUAGCUGCAGAUUUUAAUGUAAAUUUGUUCACGCGUGGUGAUGAUACAGACAUUAGAGUAACACAAUCUAUCACAAGUUAUCUCAACCCAGAAAACACUAAUAAAGAGGAAGGAAUAACUAAUAUGGAUAUGAAAACAGAAAUAUAUAAGUGCCAAAACCACAUCACUCAUGUUGACAUAAAAAAAGAGAAUGAUAACCAACCAACUGAAGCACCAAAGACAAUUGAUCCACCUUCCAAAUGUGACAAUAUUACAUAUGAUGAAAAAUGUGAUCACCCUGUCAGUCAAUGUAUGAAAGCUGAAUCACCAAAUCAACCAAAUAAUGGAAGUAUGUACUUCAAAAACAAAAUGCAUGCUAACAUCUUUGUCAGCACUCAGGACAACCAAUAUGAAACGGAGGAUAUGUGUGAAUCUGAAUCUCAAGAAAUUAAUCAUUCAGAAACAAAUAACCUUCGUAUUGAUGAAGUAGAACCUGCAAACGAACAUCCAUUUAAUGUGAAUGAAGAGGGAGAUCUUAAUAGUGCUUGUGAAGAAGAGGAACCUGUCACACCUAGCAGUAAUCCUGUAUUGUUAGUAAAUGAGGAGAGAGAUCAUGAUGGUGUUAGUGAGGAACCCACCACACUUUCGAAGGAACAUCUAUUGACAGUGAAUAAAAAAGGUGAUGAUAGUGUUUGUGAGAACAAGGAACCUGCAGUAGCUUCCAUUGAUCCUGCAUUGACAGUGGAUGAAAUGGAAAAUUCUGAUGAACAUGAUAUUGUUGACGAAAGUGAAAAAGAACAUGAAGUUAUUGAAGAAAUUGCUAAUAAUGAUGAUGUGCUUGGCAUAGCACAUACUGCUAUAGAUAACUAUAGUUAUGAUAAUGAUGAUGAUGACAUUGAUGAUGAUGAGAAUGAUGAUGGCAUUGAUGAAAACUCCAUUCAAGAAGGUGAUUCCAACUCUGAAGGCAUGCCGACCAAUCAACAUCCUGUUGUAAUUGACAAUGUAAACAUGCAUGAUGACUCUGAUAGUAAAGACGACAUGUGUGGUGAUAAUAAGGAUGACGUAUUUGCCAGCUCUGGUGAGAAAACUGACAAGGACAUCGCCAAUGAUGAAUUGGAGGAGAACAGUUUGGAUAAUCAUUCAAUAGAAAAAAUGGAAUCAAAAGACAACAAUGAUGAAUGCACUGGCACAAAAGUUGUAAAUGAACAAAGCGGUUUUGACAGUUCUGAGAUAGUUGUAUUUAAAAAAGGGUGGUCAGGCCGUCAUAAUUUCCCCAAAGUGUAUCUGCCUGUGCAGUUGGAUGAUUCAGGAAAACCUAUCAUUUAUUCUGAUUUCCGAGAAUUUCGAAUUGAUGUGAACUUAACUAAUAAGAAAGUGAGAGGUAAAAGAAGGAAAUCAUAUUAUAAAUGUCAAGUGUGUCCAUGUGCUGUAGAGUUUCAACAUAGCUUGAAACGACAUUACUUCAAUCAUCAUGUCCAGGAAAAGUAUAAAAGUAUUGAACCGACAAAGAGACCAGUGAAGGUUGCUCAUCAGAGGGAAAAGAUUAGAACCAGAGGGACCAGUUUUGAUGAGGAGAGGAGAAAAAGAGCCCACAUAUUCAAAGAUAAGGCAAAAGUUGAUGAAGAACGAUUUCUUUCAACUGAAAUGGGAUUUCAAGUUGAAUCUAAAGCUAGAUUUCGGAAAGCAUUUCAUCAAGAAACAGAUACGGACAGAGUAUUUUCAUGCAAAAUAUGUGGAAAACGUCUAAAGUCAAAUAAACGAUUAUCUAAUCAUAUGAUGAUGUCACAUCCUCAACAGUAUAAACUUAACUGCCCUAAAUGUUCUCGACAUUUUCUUUGUCAACAAAGUCUAGAAAGGCAUCUACUUCUUCACUCUGGUGUCAAACCUUUCAGCUGCAGAUACUGUGGGAAAGCAUUCUCAACCAGUACAAAUGCUAGAAGACAUGAAAAGCUGCAUUCCGGCUUUCGACCACAUCGAUGUGAGGAAUGUAAAAUCACCUUUAUUCAUGCAACUGAACUACAGAGACAUGUCUCUAGUAAUCAUGGUGAAUUCAAAGCACUACAAUCCAAAUUUAGGAUUCCUGUUAAGACUUUAGAAGAUGAUGUAAUAGAGCUCCCAGUUCAUGCCCCUGGUGAAGAGCAUGAAUGCCCACUUUGUGGGAAAAUAUUUUACAAAGCCAGUAGUUUGAAACGUCAUGCAAGUCAUGCCCAUAAACAUGUUCAAACAAGGAUGGCAGAAAGAAAAGUGGAGAAUCAAGCACCUGACGGUUACAUAGAGGCAACUGAUUUGUCAGACACUGUUCCAGAUAAGAUUAGUCAGUAUUUAGAUGGAAAAAUCAUCCCUCCUGAAGAUGAAAUAGGCCAUGUACCAACUGGUGUAUCGCAAAUUCGCAUUUCAAAUGUACAUCAUAUUUCAUCAUUUGAUGAUUAUGCUAGUGAUGAAGAUUCUACAGCAGUAGGUAAUGCUGAAGAUUGCGAAAGCGAUGACAGUAACACUUCUUUUACCCAUGGAACAGAAGAUUGCAAUUUGUCAGGCAAAUCACCUGGUGGUCAAAACGAGCCACAUCAUAUUGAUAACUUGAUGAAAAAUAAAUCCAUCAAAACUAAUAGAAUUUCACAUUUGCCAGAAGAAAGAUUCACAGGUCAGAGCAGCAACCACACUGACCAUACACAAACUGUAGAAUCAAUAAAAAAACAAAAUGAAAUUGAUAUUAGAAAACCACCCAGCGCCUUAACGCGCCCUCCAUUUAGAGGAAGUUCAGGACCAAAAGAUUUCAACCCUGCUUUAUUGAAAAGAAACAAAACAUCCGAAGGUGUUUCUUCAUCUAGUCAGGUAAUGGUCACUAAGGAAACCAAGGAAUGUGCAGAGCAGGGUUAUUCAAUGGUGUCUAAUGCAAAGUCAGUGCCAUCAAUAACCCAAUCUUCAAGACAUGCAGGUCAAAGCUUGCAGCAAUUUAGAUCACACCCACAAAACACGGCAAUUGAUACAAAGGUUGUGUCAUCGAAAAUGCAAGCAUCUAUUCAGAGAGUCAGAAGUAUAGCUGCAUUGAAACAAUUGCAAUAUGCACGGGCAAAGGCUGCUGCGGCACAGCGCACAGUGACUCCCAAAAUGCCAACCGGUGCAACUUCACAAGCUUCAAGUACUGCAAGGCCUAUACUGCAACCUAGACCUAUACAAGCAGCCCCUGCUGUACCAUCAACUGGGAAUGUACAGUUUUCAAGCAGUACCAACAGAUCCACACAACAGUCUACAAAGUUUUAA
This is a messenger RNA of Saccoglossus kowalevskii, 5695 nucleotides long. RefSeq lists its product as uncharacterized. Gene Ontology annotation, cellular component: nucleus. Lineage: Eukaryota; Metazoa; Hemichordata; Enteropneusta; Harrimaniidae. Gene Ontology annotation, biological process: regulation of gene expression. The record is from RefSeq and is a predicted model, not a curated record. Gene Ontology annotation, molecular function: histone methyltransferase activity; protein binding.